AUGAAUGUGCUCAAGCUUGAUAACAACCAGCUCUCGGGUAAUAUUCCGGCAGAAGUUAACCAGCUAACUAGGCUUAGAACUUUUAGUGCGGCAAACAAUCCUGGACUCUGUGGAUACCCUUUGAAGCCUUGUGCAUCAAUAUCUCAAAAGAAGUCCAUUAGUGUGGCUAGGGUUUUCAAGUCCAAUGGUGUAAUUAUGUUGGCAGCAGCUGGUUUUGGUAUUGGUUUCGUUCUCUCUUUUUCAUUUUUGUAA
Molecule: messenger RNA, 252 nt
Organism: Prunus armeniaca (apricot)
Lineage: Eukaryota; Viridiplantae; Streptophyta; Magnoliopsida; Rosales; Rosaceae
Source: the annotation of a GenBank genome assembly